Molecule: messenger RNA, 1376 nt
Organism: Peromyscus californicus insignis
Lineage: Eukaryota; Metazoa; Chordata; Mammalia; Rodentia; Cricetidae
Gene: Pdha1
Product: pyruvate dehydrogenase E1 subunit alpha 1
Exons: 11
Coding region: 115-1287 (390 amino acids)
Biological process (GO): pyruvate decarboxylation to acetyl-CoA
Cellular component (GO): intracellular membrane-bounded organelle
Molecular function (GO): pyruvate dehydrogenase (acetyl-transferring) activity
Source: RefSeq, a predicted model, not a curated record
CUGCGUUUAGGGCGUGGUCUCGGCUCCGGGCGCCUCAAGGAGACUUGGGGACGCCCGAACCACUCCUUUUGAGUGCCCGGGUGCCGCGGCCACCGCGUGGGUCUGCUGCGCUCCAUGAGGAAGAUGCUCGCCGCUGUGUCCCGCGUGUUGGCAGGCGCUGCGCAGAAGCCGGCAAGCAGAGUGCUAGUAGCUUCCCGUAAUUUUGCAAAUGAUGCUACAUUUGAGAUUAAGAAAUGUGACCUUCAUCGGCUGGAAGAGGGCCCUCCAGUCACCACAGUGCUCACCAGAGAGGACGGACUCAAGUACUACAGGAUGAUGCAGACUGUGCGGCGAAUGGAGCUAAAGGCAGAUCAGCUGUAUAAACAGAAGAUUAUUCGUGGUUUCUGUCACUUGUGUGACGGUCAGGAAGCCUGCUGUGUGGGUCUGGAGGCUGGCAUAAACCCCACCGACCAUCUCAUCACAGCCUAUCGAGCGCAUGGCUUCACCUUCACUCGGGGCCUGUCUGUCCGAGCAAUUCUUGCAGAGCUAACAGGAAGAAGAGGAGGUUGUGCUAAAGGGAAAGGCGGAUCGAUGCACAUGUACGCCAAGAACUUCUACGGGGGCAAUGGCAUCGUUGGAGCUCAGGUGCCCCUGGGAGCAGGGAUUGCUCUGGCCUGCAAGUAUAAUGGAAAAGAUGAGGUCUGUUUGACUUUAUAUGGUGAUGGUGCUGCUAAUCAGGGUCAAAUAUUUGAAGCUUACAAUAUGGCAGCAUUGUGGAAAUUACCUUGUAUUUUCAUCUGUGAAAAUAACCGCUAUGGCAUGGGGACAUCUGUUGAGAGAGCAGCGGCCAGCACAGAUUACUACAAAAGAGGAGAUUUUAUUCCUGGACUGAGGGUAGAUGGAAUGGAUAUCUUGUGUGUCCGAGAGGCAACAAAGUUUGCAGCUGCCUAUUGUAGGUCUGGUAAGGGGCCCAUCCUGAUGGAACUACAGACUUAUCGUUACCAUGGACAUAGUAUGAGUGACCCUGGAGUCAGUUACCGCACUCGAGAAGAAAUCCAGGAAGUAAGAAGUAAGAGCGACCCUAUUAUGCUUCUUAAGGAUAGGAUGGUGAACAGCAAUCUUGCGAGUGUUGAAGAAUUAAAGGAGAUUGAUGUGGAAGUGAGGAAAGAAAUCGAGGAUGCUGCCCAGUUUGCUACAGCUGAUCCAGAGCCACCCUUGGAGGAACUAGGCUAUCACAUCUACAGCAGUGAUCCUCCCUUUGAAGUGCGUGGUGCCAACCAGUGGAUCAAGUUUAAGUCAGUCAGUUAAUGGGUAACUGUGAAAUGGAUGCUCAUCUUACUGCUCAUCAUCCACUGUAAGAACUCUGUGCUUUCAACUUUAAGGACAUGAAAUACCCA